AUGGCUUCUCAUAUCGCUCGCCGAUUAGUUAUUUUGGGUGCUCCAGGUUCUGGCAAAGGUACAAUUGCUAGUCGAAUUGUCAAGACAUAUGGUAUGCCACAUGUUGUGGUCGGAGAUUUACUCCGUUCGCAUAUUCAACGAAAGUCUGAGGAAAGCAAAGUCAUCAAAGAACAUAUUGACAAAGGUCUUCUUUUACCAGAUGAACUCGUCUUGAAGUUCGUCGCUGGUGAAUUAAAGAAAAUCCGCGAUAAAGGAUUCUUACUUGAUGGCUAUCCUCGAACAUUAAAUCAAGCUAAAUUAUUAGAUAAAGAAGUUAAAGUUGAUCACGUUGUUGCACUUAAUGUACCAGCUGAUGAAAUCGUUAAUCGAUUAAAAGAUCGAUGGGUUCAUGCAUCCAGUGGACGUGUCUAUAACCUCCUCUGGAAUCCACCCAAAGUUGCUGGUAAAGAUGAUGAAACAGGUGAACCAUUAACACAACGUGAUGACGAUAAACCCGAAGUCAUUCGUAGUCGAUUGGAUACUUAUGAUAAGAAUACUAAUCCUAUUGCUGAUUUUUACAAGAAGAAGAAUAUUCUUCAUGAAUUUCAUGGACGCGAAAGCGACAAAAUUUGGCCCGAAGUUAAAAAAUAUCUUGAUCGUGUUCUCAAUGAACCAAUACGAAAACAAGCUGCUUAA
Molecule: messenger RNA, 675 nt
Organism: Adineta ricciae
Lineage: Eukaryota; Metazoa; Rotifera; Eurotatoria; Adinetida; Adinetidae
Source: the annotation of a GenBank genome assembly